AUGGGCGGGAGAAAGGGCAAAGCGCCCCGCUGCCCCGAGGGACCCAAGAGGCCGGACUCGGGGGAGCAGGAGUCGGGGUCUGCCAGCGGGGACCGCCGACGGGGCCGUGGUGAGGCUCGGGGCUCCGGACCUGUCUCGGACCCCGCCACCGCGGGAGCGCCGGGGACCCCUGGCGGCCGCAGGAAGCCCACCGCACAGGGGAACGGCGGCUGCCCACGGCCAGGGGCUGGGCCUCCGCCAGCGGCUCCGGGGAGGCAAGGCAGUGCCAGGCGUCGGGGACGCGGGCCCAGGGAGAGCCGUGAGCCCGGGGACGGCCGUGGGGGGCGCCUGGAGGACAGUCUCCCCCGAGGAGAAGGGAGAACAGGCGGGCACGGCCGCCGCAGGAGGAAAGGGAAAGGGCGGGGACCCUCGGCGAGGCGGGGACGCCGAGCGCCUCGCAGCCCCGAUGGGGACACGUCGGGCGGCGACCGGGGCAGCUCCUGCCCGGACAGCGAGGCCCGCGAGGACCAGGAAAGCGGCAGCCAGAGCGGCGGGACCCCGGGGCUGCGGCCCAACCCCGAGCAAACGAACGCGAGCUCGGGAGACACCCGAGCCGGGCCGGCGGCCGCGCUGGGGCAGGGCGCGCACCCCAGCAGCGACGGCAGGAGCAGCGACGAGCCCCACUCAGAGCCCCGAAGCCGGGGAGGGUCGUUGUGGACCGGGCCCCGGAGAGCGACGGCCGAUUCCGGGUCAGACACGGACUGGAGGCGGGAGGAGGCCGGACCUGAACCGGGCCCGCGGGCAGCCCCAGGGUCAGGGAGCCGGGCCACGGAGGAGGCCGAGCCGCGCAGGGAGGCCACGACCUCCGGCCCCCUCGAGGGCGGCCCCGCUGGCGUCCCCAAGAGCUCGCGGGCUUCUCGGGACACAAGCGACGACGGGGCGCGGCCAGAGGCUGAGCCCGGGGGAGCCGAGGCCUCGACGGCCAGGGCUCUGCGCCGCCAGGUCGGACAGGUGUCGGGGAAGGUGCAGGCGGCGGCGAGCGAGGGCGCAGCAGGGGGUGGGGGGGGAGACGGGCCCGGGGACCCAGCGCCGCUGGCCGCCCUUGUGGCGCUGCACCGGCUCCGCGCGAGGGCGCCCCCCGGGCCCGCUCCCCAGGCUGCGGGUCCCCGUCGCCCAAGCCUCAAGAAAAGGCUGCUUGGCGUGGCCCAGGCCCUGGGCCUCCUGCGGUGGCUCUGGCGUCUGCUCGGGCUGCGGGGGGGCGGGGGGCAGGAGGCCGAGCAGCCCGCCGGCGAGGGGCCGGGGGCGCGCGAGGGGCCGGGGCGCGCGCGGGGGCUGCGGCGCCGUCUGGGGCUGCGCCUGGCGGGCGUGGUGGGGCUGCGGGGACGGCCGAGGGCUCCCCCUGGCGGCAGCCCGAGCUCCCCGCAGGUCGCGGAGAGCCCAGCCCGCCCGGACCCUUCGAAGAACCAGGACCCGACUCCGGAUCCCAAGUUCGCGGUCGUGUUCCCGAGGAUCCACAGGGCGGGGAGGGCGUCGAGCAGCCGGAGCUCAGAGGACGCGUCCGAGGACGCCCCCUCCAGGGAGGGGCGCGUUUGGCCUUGUGCAGGGGCCGCAAGGGACAGUGAGGGGCGCUGGGAGAGUGGAGAAGGGGAGGCGGGACCCCCGCGGGACGGGAGCGGCUCCAGCAGCGAAGCAGAGCCCGGGACCUUGGAAGCGGAGGCGCCGGUGCACUGGGCGCAGGACCCCGACGCCCGCGAGGACCCGGGGCCUGGCUCAGACGCGCUGCUGCCCCAACUCACCUUGGAGAAGCGCCCAGGGCCCUACCGGCCGCAGAGGGAUCCCUGGGAGCCGGAGGACGAGGUGGAGGAGGCGCUGGAGAGGGACCUGGAGCUGAGCCUUGGGUCCGGCCUGGAGGCGCCGUCCCUCCCCGGUGCCGAGGGCAGGAACCCAGGGACCCUCCUGGAAGACACCGAGGACCUGGCCCGGCUGCGCCCGCUGUGUGACAGCUCCCUUCUGCUGUGCCUCAAGAAGAGGUUUCGCCUGGGCCGCAUCUACACCUUUGGGGGGCCCCUCCUGCUCGCUCUGAACCCCCGCUGGCCCCUGCCUGUCUUCUCGCCUGAGGUCCUGGCCAGCUACCACCCCAGGAAGGCCCCCAGUGCCACCCCACACAUCUUCGCCGUCGCGGCAUCAGCCUACAGCCUGUGUCGGGGCUCGGGGCGGGACGCAGGCGUUCUCCUCAGUGGGCACAGUGGCUCAGGGAAGACAGAAGCCGCCAAACAGAUGGUGCGGUUCCUGAGCAGCCUGGAGCAGGAGCAGACGAGGGACGGAGGAUGUCAGCUGGACGACGUGCUGCCCUGGCUCGGCAGCUUUGGCCACGCCAAGACAGUCCUCAAUGCCAACGCCAGCCGCUUCGGCCAGGUCCUAUGUCUCCGCCUGCAGCACGGGGUCAUCGUGGGAGCUUCUGUGUCACAUUAUCUGCUUGAGACCUCGAGGGUGGUGUUUCAGGGCCGGGCCUGCAGGCUCCAGGGCAAGGAGGAUGCCCAGGACUUCGCAGGACUGGUGAAGGCCCUGCAGGCGCUGGGCUUGUGCCCCGAGGAGUUGACCGCAGUCUGGGCCGUGCUGGCUACCAUCCUGCAGCUGGGCAACAUCUGCUUCUCCUCGUCAGAGAGGGAGUCCCAGGAGGUGGCUGCCGUGUCCAGCUGGGCCGAGAUCCACACCGCAGCCCGGCUGCUGCGGGUGCCGCCCGAGCGCCUGGAGGGGGCUGUCACCAGAUGCGUCACGGAGACGCCCUACGGCCCGGCCUCAAGAUCCCUGCCCCUGGAGAGGGCCAUUGAUGCCAGGGACGCCCUGGCCACGGCCCUGUACUCGCGGCUCUUCGCCUGGCUCCUGAGGAGGACCAACACGCGGCUGGCCCCACCCGGGGAGGGAGGCAGCACGAACACCAUCACUGUCGUGGACGUCUAUGGUUUUGAGGCACUGCGGGUGAACGGCCUAGAGCAACUGUGCAACAACCUUGCCAGCGAGCGCCUGCAGCUCUUCUCCAGCCAGAUGCUGCUGGCCCAGGAGGAGGAGGAAUGUCGGCGAGAGUCGCUGCCCUGGGUGCCCAUCCCCCAGCCUCCGAGGGAAUCCUGCCUGGACCUCCUGGUAGAACAGCCCCAGAGCCUCCUGCAUAUCCUGGAUGCCCAGACAUGGCUGUCCCAGGCCACCGACCACACCUUCCUGCAGAAGUGCCACUAUCACCAUGGCGAUCACCCAUGCUACGCCAAGCCCCAGCUGCCCCUUCCUAUCUUCACCGUGCGACACUACGCAGGGACCGUCACCUACCAGGUUCACAAAUUUUUAAACAGAAACCGGGACCACCUUGACCCUGCGGUGGUAGAAAUGCUUGCCCAGAGCCAGCUCCAGCUGGUGGGCAGCCUGUUCCAGGAAGCAGAGCCCCAGGGCGGGGGAGGGCAAGGCAAGCCCACCCUGGCCUCUCGAUUCCAGCAGUCCCUGGGGGACCUCCUAGCCAGGCUGGGCAGGAGCCGUAUCUACUUCAUCCAGUGCCUCAACCCCAACCCCGGGAAGCUUCCCAGCCUCUUUGAUGUGGGACACGUGGCCGAGCAGCUGCGCCAGGCAGGCGUCCUGGAGGCCGUUUGUGCCCGCAGUGCCCACUUCCCUGUGCGCCUGCCCUUCCAGACCUUCCUGGCCAGGUUCCGGACCCUGGGGACCGGGGAGCAGGGAGAGCCCUCUGACCGGGAGAGGUGUGGCGCCAUCCUGAGCCAGGUGUUGGGGCCUGAGUCGCCCCUCUGUCACCUUGGAACCACCCAGGUCCUGCUGCAGGAGCCGGGCUGGCAGCAGCUGGAGCAGCACUGGGCCCAGCGGCGCGCCCAGGCCCUGCUCAUCCUGCACCGUGGGCUGCGGGCCUGCAUCUCCCGCCAGCGCCUCCGCCUCCUGCCGCGGAUGCAGGCUCGUGUGCGGGGGCUCCAGGCCAGGAAGCGGUACCUCCGGCGCCGGGCAGCCCUGGGACAGCUGAACACGGUGCUGCUGGCGGCCCGGCCCCUGCUCCGGAGGAGGCAGAGACUGCAGCUUGGGCACUGGUGUGGCUGGCACGGCGGCGGGUCCUCCGAGAGCGGGCCAAGCAUGGAGCUGGCGCGCUUGGAGAUCCCGGCCGAGCUGGCCGUGCUGCUGAGGGAAGAGGAAGGCCGUCAGCACACGCUGGCCCAGAGCAUCACUGAGACCAAGCCCCCGGAGGUUCCUGCUCGGCCCAGCCUGACCCUGCCGCCGGACAUCGACCAGUUCCCCUUCUCCACCUUCAUCUCCACCGGCUUCCAGGAGCCAUCUCUGCCCGCUCCUGGGCAGCUGCUGGACAAGCCGCUGACCCGGCUGGACGGUGAGAACCCUCAGCACGCCCUGGAUAUCAACAAGGUGAUGCUGCGGCUCCUCGGGGAGGAGUCCCUGCCGUCCUGGCAGGAGCAGACCAUGGGCACCUACCUGGUGAGGCAGGGGCAGCGCCGGCCGGGACUGCGAGACGAGCUCUUCAGCCAGCUCGUGGCCCAGCUGUGGCACAACCCCAACGAGCAGCAGAGCCAGCGGGGCUGGGCCCUCAUGGCCAUCCUGCUCAGCGCCUUCCCCCCGGCGCCCGCCCUGCAGAAGCCGCUGCUCAAGUUUGUGUCAGACCACGCCCCCAGCGGCAUGGCAGCGCUGUGCCAGCACAAGCUGCUGGUGGCCCUGGAGCAGACACGGCUGGCCCCUGAGACCACACGUGCCCACCCCCCCACUCAGCUCGAGUGGACGGCCGGACGGCGCCGAGGACGCAUGGUGCUGGACGUCUUCACUCUCAAUGACGAGUGCUUCUCGGCAGAGGUGGAGUCCUGGACUACGGGGGAGCAGUUUGCCGGGUGGAUUCUGCAGAGCAGAGGCCUGGAGGGGCCCCCCCGUGGCUGGUCCGUGUCACUGCACUCCGGGGACUCCUGGGAGGACUUGGCUGGCUGUGACUUCGUGCUGGACCUGAUCGGCCAGACCGAGGACCUGGGGGACCCUGCUGAUCCCCACAGCUACCCCAUUGCCCCCCGAAGCUUAGCCGAGGACAUCCCCCCCGCCCCGGGCGUCCAGGCCCCCUCACUGUACCCAGGUCCCCCUCCAGGCCCAGCCCCGACACUCCCUGGCAGGGGCCACACAGGGGAGUCCCGGGCCUCAGGGAACCUGGAUAGCUACCUGGACCACAUCUUCGAGCCAGUCCUCUCCCCAGGCCUCAGCGAUCUGGAACAAGCCAGGGCUCUGAGCAGCCGCAUGAAGGGAGGGGGCGGCAUCGGGCCCAUGCAGCAAGGAAGCUACCCUAUGGUGUACCCAGGGAUGAUGCAGAUGCCUGGAUACCAGCCAGCUAUGAUGCCUGCACCCAUGCCCAUGAUGCCAGCAAUGGGCACAGUCCCUGCCAUGCCAGCCAUGAUGGUGCCACCACAGCCGCAGCCACAGCCCCUGCUCCCCAGCGUGGACGCCAGGCAGCUGGCAGCCCAGCAGCAGAACUUCAUCAACCAGCAGGCGUUGCUCCUGGCCCAGCAGAUGACCGCCCAGGCCAUGUCCCUGACCCUAGAGCAGCAGACUCAGCAGCGCCAGCGCCAGGCCACGUCAGCCAUUGCCCCGAAGCCCAAGAAGCCCCCGGCCCCCCGGGAGGAGCCGGAGCAGGAGCCGGAGCCGGUGGGUGUCUGCCUGAGGGAGACCUCACAGGACGAGGAGGAGAGGCUGAGGAGCUUCCAGCAGAAACGGAACUAUUUCCAGAAGAUGGGGCAGCAGCAGAUCAAGGUGAAGAUGGUGAAGCCUCCGGCCAAGGUGCAGAUCCCCCGAGGGGAGGAGCAGGAAGAGGAGGAACCCAGUGCAGUUUUGCACAGGGUCUCACCUGUUUCCUCCUCGGCAGUGCCAUCUCCUCCUCCCGCCCGGGGAGUGAAGAAGCCACUGACACCAGGUGGGACCAAAGCUGUGCGGAAGGCAGAGGCUGAGCUGGCCCAGAAGGUGGAGCCUGAUGGUGGUCCCAGGCAGGCGCAGGGCAGAGAUGCGGUGCCCAAACCAGAAUCCCCGAAGCUGCCCAGCAGGGAGAUCCGUAACAUCAUCCGCAUGUACCAGAGCCGCCCAGGCCCCGUGCCCGUGCCGGUGCAGCCAUCCAGGCCCCCCCAAAAUUUCCUGAAGAAAAACAACCCUAAGGAUGAGGCUCUGGCUAAGCUGGGGAUCAGCGGUGCCCAAUCGCCCUCCUCGGUGAGGCCCGCGCUGUGCCCAGAGAAGGGUCCUCCGCCAGCUGUGGCCCCUCGACCCAAGGCCGCACCGCGGAUCCGGACCUCCAACUCCAUCCGGGAGAAGCAGGGGCCCCUUCAGCAGCUGUUUGGCCAGAAGCCACCCACUGCCCAGGCACCCCCACCUCCACCCGCGCCCCCACUGCCUCCACCUGGGGACCCGGGGACCCCUUCAGCUGAGCCCCGCGGCUUUCUGGGGUCCAUGGGAGAUCAGGGGGUGAGCACCCAGCUACUCGUGCCCUCCGGCAGCGUGUGCUUCUCCUACACCAGUGCGCCCUGGAGGCUGUUCCUACGCAAGGAGGUCUUCUACCCCCGGGAGAACUUCAGCCACCCCUACAACCUCGGGCUCCUCUGUGAGCAGAUCCUGAAGGACACCUUUUCCGAGUCCUGCACCCGGAUCUCCCAGGACGAGCGGUGCAGAAUGAAAGACCUGCUGGGAGACCUGGAGGUGGGCCUGGACUCACUCGGCACCACUGAGGACAGUGUCAAGAAGCGCAUUGUGGUGGCCGCUCGGGACAACUGGGCCAAUUACUUCUCCCGCAUCUUCCCCGUCUCGGGCGAGAGUGGCAGCAACGUGCAGCUGCUGGGCGUGUCGCACCGGGGGCUGAGACUGCUCAAGCUGGCCCGUGGCCCCGGCGUCGGCCUCCACCAGCUGAAGACUCUCUGCUCCUACAGCUUUGCUGAGGUGCUGGGCGUGGAGUGCCGGGGGGGCUCCACCCUGGAGCUGACACUGAAGAGCGAGCAGUUGGUGCUGCACUCGGUCCGGGCAGGUGCCAUCAAGGCCAUGGUGGAGCUCUUCCUGAGUGAGCUCCAGAAGGACUCUGGCUAUGUCGUCGCCUUGCGAAGCUACAUCACCGAUGACCGCAGCCUCCUCAGCUUCCACCGCGGGGACCUCAUCAAGCUGCUGCCGGCCAUCGAUCUGGAGCCAGGCUGGCAGUUUGGCUCUGCCGGCGGCCGCUCCGGACUCUUUCCUGUGGACGUGGUGCAGCCGGCGGCUGCCCCGGACUUUUCCUUCUCGCUGCUGCGCGGAGAGCCAGGCCUGGCUCCGCGGGAGAGGGGGUUGGAGGGCCCCGCCAGACCCUCGAGCCAGGCACACGGUGACAACUCAGAGGCCAGCGGCCUGCCCUUCUCCGAGGUCCCUGCCUCUCUGUCCAUUGUCUCCCACAACUACACCAUGCAGGACUUUGCCCUGAAAUACUUCCGGAAGCCCCAGACCUUGCUGGCCCAGGCAGGUGGAGAUGCUCAGAAGGCCAUGGCCAGCCUGGUGCAGUACACCAAGGCCCCCAUCCAGGAGUCGCUCAUCAGCCUCAGUGAUGAGGACACGAGCAGGCAGGCUGUGGAGAGCUUCCAGGUUCUGAUGCAGUUUAUGGGGGACCAGCCGAAGCCCCGGAGCAAGGACGAGAUAGAGCUCCUCUAUGAGCUGCUGAAGCUGUGCCGGGAGAAGGAGAACCUCAGGGAUGAGAUUUACUGCCAGGCCAUCAAGCAGGUCACGGGACACCCCCGGCUGGAAUUCUGUGCUCGAGGCUGGAGCUUCCUCAGCCUCCUCACCGGCUUCCUGCCGCCGUCCGUCACGCUGAUGCCCUACGUGACCCAGUUUCUGCAGGACGCGGGCAGGAGUCAAGAGCUGGCCCGCAGCAGCCAGAAGCACCUCCAGCAGACGGUCAAAUACGGGGGGCGCCGGCGGCUGCUGCCCCCGGGUGAAAUGAAGGCGUUCCUGAAAGGGAAAAUGCUCCGCCUGCUCCUGGUUCACCUGCCCGGAGGCGUGGGCUACAAGACCAACAUCGGGCCUUUCACCGUGGCAGCAGAGGUGCUGGAGGAGCUGUGUGGGAAGAUGGGCAUCACGGAGCCCGAGGAGGUCCAGGAAUUUGCCCUGUUCCUCAUCCAAGGCGAAGGUGAGCUGGUGCGGCCCCUGCGGCCCCAGGAGUACCUCAACAACGUGCUGGUGGACCGGGAGACCAGCCUGCACAGCCGGCGGCUCGGCUGGGAGACCCGCCUGCACUUCGAUAACCCCACCUACAUCAGCACCCACUACAGCCAGGUGCAGCGAGACUACCUGCAGGGGAAGCUGUUGGUCGGCGCCCAGGCAGAUGCCCUAGUUGCCAGGCUGGCUGCCCUCCAGCUUGUCAGCAGGACCCAAGAGGCCCCCCGCUCAGAGCAAGACCUGCUGGCUUACUUGCCGAGGCUGCCGCAAGGCCAGUUGAACAUGGCCGCCAUCCAGAGCCUGAUGGACCAGGAGCUGCGGCAGCUGCAAGGACGCAGCGCCCAGGAAGCUCAGAUCGACUUCAUCGAGGCAGCCAGCCAGCUGCCCCUUUUCGGUUACACUGUCUACGUGGUGCUGCGAGCGAGUGACCUGACGCUGCCCAGACCCAGCCUCCUGGGGCUGAACCGCCAGCACCUCAUCAUCAUGGACCCCAGCUCCCAGGCGCUGUGCUGCUCCAUCGCCCUGAGGGACCUGCAGCAGCUCCACCUGCUGAGCCCCCUGGAGGCAGACAGGCCCCCUGCCCUGGAACUCAACUACGGCUCCGCUGACAGCCCCCAGACCGUCUGGUUCGAGCUGCCGCAGGCCCGGGAGCUGCAGCACACCAUCACCUUCCUGCUCCACAGCAGCGACACUUCCGUUUAGUGGCCGCCUCACCCGAGAGGAGAGGUGGAGGGCAGGAGAGGACGAAGGGCCCUCCCUGGGCCCUCCCUGGGCCCAGUUCCACCCGAUGGUCUCCCUUGGUUGCUGUCAGGUCACUUUGGUUUGGACUUUGUGGCUUGGCUGUUCUGGAACCUGCCCAGCACAGCCCGGCUGGCCCACAUGAAGGUCCCAAAGCAGGGGCUGCUACAGUGACAUCAACUGGGAUGGACUCCUUCGGGGGACGUGGGGGCUGUGGGAACUCAGCGUGGGAGCUGAUGUUGCCCGUCUGGGGGCAGUGCCCGCCUGGCCCCGGCUCAGGAUCAGCACGAGCCCAGACCUGGGGGCAGCAGCUGCCGAGGAAAUAAAGCUCCGAGAGAAAACC
Messenger RNA from Myotis myotis, 9241 nucleotides. It is a transcript of the gene MYO15B, whose product is annotated as myosin XVB. The transcript is spliced from 63 exons. Gene Ontology annotation, molecular function: ATP binding; cytoskeletal motor activity; protein binding. Gene Ontology annotation, cellular component: myosin complex; cytoskeleton. NCBI's taxonomy places the organism in Eukaryota, Metazoa, Chordata, Mammalia, Chiroptera, Vespertilionidae. The coding region runs from base 1 to 8862 and encodes 2953 amino acids. The record is from RefSeq and is a predicted model, not a curated record.